Messenger RNA from Sphenostylis stenocarpa, 1365 nucleotides. The record is from the annotation of a GenBank genome assembly. NCBI's taxonomy places the organism in Eukaryota, Viridiplantae, Streptophyta, Magnoliopsida, Fabales, Fabaceae.
AUGGAGAAGAGCACCAACAAGUCGUGUAGGAAUUCAUCGGGUGCAUUUCAAGUGGGAUGCAAUAUGGACAUUGAAGCCAUGAUGUCAGAGGUUGAUACAAGAGAAGAAACCAAGGCAGCCAUGGAGAGCAGUGAGCCUCCAAGGCGUCUUGAGGGAAAAUAUGCUGCAAUAGUAGUCUGCUGGCUUCUUGGCAAUGGAUGUCUUUUCUCAUGGAACAGUAUGCUGACUAUAGAAGAUUACUAUGUUUUCUUGUUUCCGAAAUACCACCCAUCGAGGGUGCUUACGCUUGUAUAUCAGCCAUUUGCAGUUGGAACACUAGCAAUACUGGCUUACAAAGAGGACAAAAUCAAUACAAGGAUAAGAAACCUAUUUGGAUAUACUCUUUUCUUCAUAAGCGCUUUGUCGGUGUUAAUUUUGGAUUUAGCAACAUCAGGUAAAGGAGGACUUGGAACUUUUAUUGGUAUAUGCGUAGUUAGUGGUGCAUUUGGAAUAGCAGAUGCUCAUACACAAGGUGGAAUGGUGGGAGACCUGUCCUACAUGCUUCCAGAAUUCAUUCAGUCUUUCCUUGCUGGUGCAGCUGCAUCAGGUGCACUAACAUCUGCUUUGAGGUUGAUAACAAAAGCAGCAUUUGCCAAUUCUAAGAACGGUCUUCAUAAAGGAGCCAUUAUGUUCUUUGCCAUAUCAACAUUCUUUGAGCUUCUUUGUGUUCUUCUAUAUGCAUUUGUCUUUCCUAAAUUACCAAUUGUGAAGUACUUCCGUGCAAAAGCAGCAUCUGAAGGAUCCAAAACUGUUUCAUCUGACCUUGCCGCAGGUGGCAUUCAGACCUCCUCUGGAAGAGUCAACGAAGAUGACAAACAAUUUGAGCGCAAAGGAAAUAAGCAACUGUUUAUGGAAAACAUUGAUUAUGCACUUGAUUUGUUCCUAAUAUAUGCACUUACUCUGUCAAUUUUCCCUGGAUUCUUAUCAGAAGAUACCGGAUCACACAGCUUGGGCACAUGGUAUGCUCUCGUGUUAAUUGCUAUGUACAAUGUGUGUGAUCUGAUUGGAAGAUACAUUCCACUCUCGAAAACCCUCAAGUUGGAGUCCCGAAAAAUGCUCACCACAGUCAUUGUUAGUCGCCUUUUGUUUGUGCCAGCAUUUUAUUUUACUGCAAAGUAUGGCACACAGGGCUGGAUGAUCAUGUUGACAUCUUUUCUGGGGUUAUCCAAUGGUUACCUCACUGUCUGUGUUCUCACUUCAGCACCCAAAGGUUACAAGGGACCAGAACAAAAUGCCUUGGGAAACUUGUUGGUGCUGUUUCUUCUUGGAGGUAUUUUUGCAGGAGUAACACUUGACUGGUUAUGGUUAAUAGGGAAAGGGUGGUGA